This is a messenger RNA of Cydia fagiglandana, 1413 nucleotides long. It is a transcript of the gene Mrm2, whose product is annotated as rRNA methyltransferase 2, mitochondrial. NCBI's taxonomy places the organism in Eukaryota, Metazoa, Arthropoda, Insecta, Lepidoptera, Tortricidae. Gene Ontology annotation, cellular component: mitochondrion. The record is from RefSeq and is a predicted model, not a curated record. The coding region runs from base 97 to 846 and encodes 249 amino acids. Gene Ontology annotation, biological process: RNA methylation. Gene Ontology annotation, molecular function: rRNA (uridine-2'-O-ribose)-methyltransferase activity. The transcript is spliced from 3 exons.
GUAUUGACAGUGGAAUGGGUUAAAUAUUGGAGUUUAUUUUUGUUAUUCUUCCAAUUUAAAUAUAAAGUUAAGAAAAACAACGUCUAUUAUUAUACAAUGUGGACAUCGCGCUCAAUUGCGCAGACUUCUCUAAGCUACACUAGAAUGUGUUUUUUAGUAAAUUGUCUAAAGCGAUUCAAGAGCUCUCAACAGUGGCUAAGUCGUCAAAGAGUGGACCCUUAUGUUGAAAAGGCAAAGAUAUAUAACUAUAGAUGUCGCAGUGCAUUCAAACUUCUGGAAAUGAACGAAAAGACGAACAUACUAACACCAGGCCUUACGGUUAUUGACCUAGGAGCUUCACCAGGCUCUUGGACCCAAGUAGCAGUGCAAAAAACAAAUGCUGAUGGAGCAGACCCCAAAAAACCUAAAGGGACAGUGUUGGCCAUUGACAAAUUACAAUUAUUUCCUAUCGCGGGAGCUACAAUAUUGAAUAACAUGGAUUUUUCUACAAUUGAGGCACAUGAUAAGGUGAUAAAGGCUCUGGGGGAUAAGAAAGUGGACCUGGUGCUGUCAGACAUGGCCCCGAGCGCCACUGGCGUGCGUGAGCUGGACAAGGACCGCAUCAUAGGGCUCUGCUACAUGGCUAUAAGGUUUGCAGCUCUAGUCACCAAGAUUGAUGGCAACUUGCUAAUUAAAGUAUGGGAUGGAAAAGAAGUGCCAAUCUUAGAAAUGGAUUUGGAGAGGUUUUACAGGAGUAUCAAAAUUUUAAAGCCAAAUGCCAGCAGGUCGGAGUCGUCAGAAAAAUUUAUUCUUGCAAGAGGAUUCAAGGGCAUUCAGAGGCCCUUGGAGAACGGCCGCUGGGGGUAGCAGGUACCUGAAUGUGGAAGCUGUGUCGGUACAAAUAAUAUGUCUUCCAGAUGCAAUUGAGGACUAAGUUAGUCUUUGUAUUUAGGCCUUUGUAAUUCCAUUUUUUUCCCGCUACUAUUGCCAUGGAUGGAAUAGUUCCAAUUUAAUCCCAUUUGUCUUCCUACUGGAGAUUUCAUAAUAAAUUGGACAGAACAAUGUUGCCCUUGUAUAAAUCUAGCUUCUCAAAUGUAUGAAACAAUGUUUAUAAUAUUAUAAGCACAAAUAAUUGAAUUUUAUAAUAGUACAAUUAUAGAUAAAGUAAUUGAGAUAUACUCAUAGUACUUAAUAACUAUUAGUCAUGAUGUUGCCAUCUAUAUAAAGUUUAUAAUUAAUUAAAAUAAAACACUUGAUUAUAAAAGAUUUUUCUUUACUUUCAUAUAGCAUAAUUUUUGAAGCAUAAUUUAUGACUGCUAAACAAUCAUUUUUUUUAUAAUAUGUAUUUUAAGCGUUUUUAAUAUCAUUGUAUUUGCUAAAGAACACCUUUAAUCUUAUAAUAAAAUUAUAAUAUAUUUUUCACCUUAAACAUUU